GGAGAGAGAUUGGAGAUCCAAAUGGAACGGGUAAGAGAGAGAAAGAGCGGAAAAGCGUUGGUUGAAUAAGAACAUAGAAAAAAGAACCCACCAAAUCGAAGCUGCCCUAUUUCCAACUAACCAUUUCUCUCUGUAAUUACAACAAAAUCCCAAGAACAAUCCCGUUCUUUCUGUAAUAACAACAAGAAUUUGAAUUUGCCCACCAGAAUUGAGAACAAUUUCGUCUGCGAAGCCGAUUGAAUCGAGGAAUGGGUCAUGUGACGGCUUCUUCAGGUUCGUCGAUCAACGGGCCACCUUCUAGGGCUCCUUCCUCCCUUUCAUCUACGGCUUUUACGAAUUUCCCUCUCAUUUCUGCUCUCAUUUCCUUCGCGGUUGCCCAGUUCAUCAAGUUCUUCACCUCCUGGUAUAAGGAACGACGAUGGGAUUUUAAGAGACUAAUUGGAUCGGGGGGAAUGCCUUCAUCUCAUUCUUCCACUGUUUCUGCUCUUGCUGUAGCCAUUGGCCUCCAAGAAGGCUUUGGAGCAUCAGUCUUUGCUGUUGCAUUGAUCUUAGCAUGUAUUGUAAUGUACGAUGCAACUGGUGUGAGAUUACAUGCUGGACGCCAAGCAGAGGUUUUGAAUCAAAUAGUUUAUGAACUUCCUGCUGAACAUCCUUUGGCUGAGAGCAGACCAUUGCGAGAACUUCUUGGCCACACCCCUCCCCAGGUUGUAGCUGGAGGAUUGCUUGGUAUUGUCACCUCUUCAAUUGGCCAUUUGAUGAUCAUAAUGACUAGGCCUUGAUCAUUGUGCUGAAGAAGAUCGAGCGGAUAAACCAGGUGUUGCUCUGAUCUCAUCAUUUUAAUGAAGGCUGUUUGAUGGAAACUUGAGUAUGAAAUUAUUCUUGUGAAUAUGGUCUGCACAUAACCUUUGAUCAAUGAGAUAUUUCAGAAUCAUUGUUUGAUUGAUUGAUUGAUUGCCGUAUUUAGUGCAAUAGGAAGGACCAAUAAGCUGCAGCGACAUCUGCAGUAUAUCAGAAAACAAACAUAUAGCUCUUAGCACUUAAGUUUUAGAUAACUCUAAUACCAUUUGCUUCGACUCAAUUCUGAUUCAUGUAGUCUUCCAA
Cucurbita pepo subsp. pepo (vegetable marrow) is the source of this 1101-nucleotide messenger RNA. RefSeq lists its product as uncharacterized. The record is from RefSeq and is a predicted model, not a curated record. NCBI's taxonomy places the organism in Eukaryota, Viridiplantae, Streptophyta, Magnoliopsida, Cucurbitales, Cucurbitaceae.